This is a messenger RNA of Tribolium madens (black flour beetle), 1022 nucleotides long. Its product is annotated as 2-acylglycerol O-acyltransferase 1-like. The transcript is spliced from 3 exons. Gene Ontology annotation, biological process: triglyceride biosynthetic process. The record is from RefSeq and is a predicted model, not a curated record. Gene Ontology annotation, molecular function: diacylglycerol O-acyltransferase activity. Gene Ontology annotation, cellular component: endoplasmic reticulum membrane. The coding region runs from base 15 to 1016 and encodes 333 amino acids. Lineage: Eukaryota; Metazoa; Arthropoda; Insecta; Coleoptera; Tenebrionidae.
CCUGUCGCAUAUCAAUGAGUAUGGACAUAAGCACUAAAAUUGGAGCAAACAUGGUGGUUUGUGCUCCACAAUUGAGAUUCUUCCUACAGUUAUUAGCCGCCGCGGGGUGCUACCUAAACUUCAUUUACGGUGGCAUUUUCGGCCUCCUCCUCUGCCUGUACCUCCUCCAAACUUCUUUCUGGUACCUCACGCCACUUUACAUAGUCUGGAUUUAUCUCGACCGGACCACUUGCGAAACUGGAGGCCGGCCCAUCAAAUGGGUUCGUAACUGGGCUUGGUGGUAUUAUGUGACACAGUACUAUCAGUCACAACUCACUUGUGAUCCCAACUUCACUCUUGACUUGAAAAAAAAUUAUUUCUUCUGCUGUUUCCCUCAUGGAAUUGUCCCCACUGGAACUGUCACCGCUUUCCUAAGAGGUGAUAGCAAUUUCUCGAGACUACUCCCAAACUUCGUGGUAAAAGUGGCAACUUUGCACUUUAAUUUUUAUUUACCAUUCGUGAGGGAAUUGUAUUUAUCAAUGGGAUGUGUUUCAUGUUCUGUGAGGUCGAUCGACUGGGUUUUGAGUCGGCCUCAAGGAGGACAAGUUGUGCUUUUGUGGCCAGGUGGAGCUGAGGAGGCUCUUGAAAGUAAGCCAGGGCGAUAUAAGUUGGUCGUUAUGAAGAGGAAGGGAUUUGUUAAGAUUGCAAUGAAAAAUGGGAGUCCUCUAGUGCCCGUUAUUACUUUUGGAGAAACGGAUUUGUUUGAGCAAAUAGAUAUAAUGUGUUUGAGAAAAAUCCAAGAUUUUAUUAAGACGUGGACGGGUAUAGCGCUGGUGUUGACGAGGGGGUUCAUUCCAAGACGGAAACGCUUAGUUACUGUUUUGGGAAAACCAAUCGAUAUUAAAAAAGUUGAACAACCAACGGAAGAACAAAUUAAUAAGCUACAUGGACGUUUCGUGAAAGAAUUAGAAAAUUUAUUUGAAAACUAUAAAUAUAAUUUUUUAGAAGACGCAAACAAUACGUUUCUAGAGUUGUAAUAAAUU